AAAUCACUUAUGUCGUAAUAUAUUUUGUGGAAUUCCAUAUUUAUAUUAUGGACUGAACUUACUCUUCAUCUACCUUAUUCAUGCUUUAACAAAAAGGUAGUAAGUAGAUAUCUCUAGUAAUAAAUAUGGCAAAAUACAUAGCACAAAUUAUAGUUCUCGGUGCUCAAGUUGUAGGUCGGGCUUUUGCGAGAGCAUUGAAACAAGAAAUUGCUGCUUCCCAAGAAGCAGCGAAGAGAGCUGGUGGCGGGGAAGCUGGCGCCCGAAGAGCGGCAGCCAAUCUGUCAACAGGACUUACGUUAGAAGAAGCUAUGCAAAUAUUGAACAUAGAUAAAUUAGAUCCAGAAAAAGUGAAAAAGAACUAUGAACAUUUAUUUUCGGCGAACGACAAAGCGAAAGGGGGUUCUUUCUACUUACAAUCCAAGAUUGUGAGAGCUAAGGAGAGGAUAGAUACAGAACUGAAACAGAAGCAACCAGACCCGGAUCAGAGUAAAGCCAAAGACACCUCUUAAUGACUUUAGUGUAAUAACUUUGAAUAGAGUAGUUUAGAACAAAUGUUGUUUUGUAAAAUAUUUUAUUGCAUAUAAAUGGAUACCACAAUAGUGACUAGAAUACAUCAGUCUUCAUUACAAUGCUGAUUAUGUUGUAAGUUAUACAAAAUUUAUGUUCACUCGCAUAAUGCUACUCGCAAACCACUAUAGCAUUAUAGUAAUCAAUAAAUUUUCCUAAGCAUA
Messenger RNA from Leguminivora glycinivorella, 731 nucleotides. RefSeq names its product mitochondrial import inner membrane translocase subunit Tim16 (gene blp). The transcript has a single exon. Gene Ontology annotation, biological process: protein import into mitochondrial matrix. Lineage: Eukaryota; Metazoa; Arthropoda; Insecta; Lepidoptera; Tortricidae. The record is from RefSeq and is a predicted model, not a curated record. The coding region runs from base 126 to 509 and encodes 127 amino acids. Gene Ontology annotation, cellular component: TIM23 mitochondrial import inner membrane translocase complex.